This is a messenger RNA of Diorhabda carinulata, 1494 nucleotides long. RefSeq names its product DNA primase small subunit (gene DNApol-alpha50). Gene Ontology annotation, biological process: DNA replication, synthesis of primer. The transcript has 7 exons. Gene Ontology annotation, cellular component: alpha DNA polymerase:primase complex. The record is from RefSeq and is a predicted model, not a curated record. Bases 130 to 1398 code for a protein of 422 amino acids. Lineage: Eukaryota; Metazoa; Arthropoda; Insecta; Coleoptera; Chrysomelidae.
UAUUCUAAGCGUAGCGAGUCUAAAUUUUUAAGAAGUCAUUUUAACCUUACUUCUUAGGCGGGAAUUGAACUUAUUCUUUUCAAAUUUUACAAAUUUAUUUCGUAAAUGAAAUAAAUUAUAAUUAAUAGAAUGACUAACGUUGAAUAUAAUACCGAUACUUUGAGUGAUCUUCUACCUCUUUAUUAUAAGAGAUUAUUUCCUUACCCACAGUUUUAUCGAUGGUUGAGCUAUGGAAAUGCUUCGACUUUUGCCAAAAGAGAAAUAUCUUUUACGUUACUCGGAGAUAUUUAUAUAAGAUAUCAAUCAUUUGAUACUCAAGAAGAUUUUAUGAAUGAAUUACAAAAGAAAUUUCCUAUUAAGAUAGAUAUAGGAGCAGUCUACCAAACAAAACCAAAAGAUAGAGGCCCCGUAUCACAGAUUGUACCCGUAGAAAAAGAAAUAGUCUUUGAUAUCGAUAUGACUGAUUAUGAUGAUGUCCGGACUUGUUGUUCAGGUGCAGAUGUGUGUACGAAAUGUUGGAAGUUUAUGAUUAUUGCCUGUAAGAUUAUAGAUGCCGCUCUUUAUCAAGAUUUUGGUUACAAGCAUAAACUUUGGGUUUUUUCUGGAAGAAGAGGGAUCCAUUGCUGGGUUUCAGACAAUGAAGCUAGAAAAAUGGAUGAAACAGUCAGAGCUACUAUCGGCGACUAUUUACAAGUCAUUAAAGGAGGGGCCAAUUGUUUUAAAAAAGUCCAAUUGCCUGGUGAUAAAAUACAUCCUUCAUUGAAGAGAGCUUUGAAUGUAAUUAAUGAUUAUAGUAGCACUAUGGUAGAGGAACAAGAUAUUUUGGGUACUGAUGAAAGAUUGAAUAACUUUUUACAAAUCAUAGAUCAAGACCUGAGAUCUUCAUUUAAGACUCCAAUGAAAAAAGCUGAAACAUCCCUGGGAAAAUGGAAUGCAUUUAUCAAUACAUAUGAUGAAUUAUUUAGAAAUCAACAAAUACCAAAAUCUAUGAGAAACCUCAAAGAAGAAAUUAUAUUGCAGUAUUUUUAUCCAAGGCUUGAUAUCAAUGUAACAAAGGGAUUCAACCAUUUGUUGAAAGCACCAUUUUGUGUGCAUCCAAAAACAGGAAAAAUUUCGGUACCCUUCAAUCCAAAAUUGGUUGACAACUUUGAUCCAGGACAUGUGCCUACUUUACAUGGACUCAUUGACGAAAUAAAUGCCUAUGAUAGAAAGACAAUGGAACAAGAACAACAUUUGGUGGACUCUGAUGCUGGAAGGACUCCAUCAAAAUCAAAAAUAAAAGAUUAUAAGAAAACUAGUCUCUUGAAUAGUGUCGCUGUUUUUGAGGAGUUUCUGCGAGCUCUAGAGAAGGAAAGAAAUAACAAGGGAAAAGAGAAAGAAAUUUCAAUGGAGUUUUAGUGUGACUUCAAUUUUAUAAUUUAUUAUUUAACUGUUCAAAUAAUUUAUAAUUUACCUAUUUGUAAUAUUUUUUAUUAAAUAAAACUAUAUAUUUUA